Molecule: messenger RNA, 1975 nt
Organism: Prorocentrum cordatum
Lineage: Eukaryota; Dinophyceae; Prorocentrales; Prorocentraceae
Source: the annotation of a GenBank genome assembly
GAACACACAGCAGCACAUCCGUAGCCAUUUUGGCUCAUGCCUGCCUCGGGCGCGCGCGCGCGGGCGUCUGGGCACGAUGGCGCGGGAUGUCGCCCCGUGUGGCGACAGUCGGCCUGAUGCGAGCGGCGGCCCUGGCUGGCCAUCCUCGGGCAAGCGUUGGGAGUCGCGCAAGGCAGCGGCUGCGGCGGCUGAGGCAGCCGUGCACCGCCUGUCGCUCGAGGCGCGGGCCUGGCACAGGCUCUACGAGGACCUGGCGGCGGCCCUCGGGGCUACGGGCGCGGACGGCGAGCUGGGCAGGCGCUUGGCAGCGGCCGCCCCUGCCUUGGCUGCCCUCAUCCGUGGGGAGGUGCCGAGUGCGGUCGAGCGCCUGAGACGGAACGUGGCCGUCCAUUCGGAAGCUGAGGGCAUCGACCUGCUGGACGCUGGGGCCGCGCAGCUCCGCGUGGCGCAGCACGGCCCGAGGCUCGGCGCAAAGCCCGCGGCUCCCGAGGCGGGCGCCUUCGGCGGUGCCUUAGGGGAGCGGCUGGACGAGGAGCCUGACGAGGAUGUGUGCGCACUACUGGCAGGCGCGGGGGCGGCGGGCCCGCUUCCUGAACUGCCCGCUGGUGCGCUGCAUGCUGUGGACCUGGAGAAGGCCCUCUCGGAACCGCAGUGGGCGCCAGGCAUGUGGGCCAAGGCGCAUGCCGAGACGGUGUCCUUCGUUUCGGGCCUGGCGGCGGGGUGGCACCUGGCUGAGCGCGAGCCUCUGCUGCCACCGGGGGCGCGGUGCACGUGUGGUGCCGUUGUCUUCUCGGCCCCGCCGGUGGCCUCCGAGGUGCCCCUGGCGGCUUGGCAGACGGAGUGCGCCCUGGCGCCGCCGCCGCGCCCAGCGCUCCUGGAGUGCAGGUCAGGAUCACAAGUGGGAAGAGUGGCAGCCGCCGCGGCCGCGUCCGACGACCUGUUGCUGGGCGCGCUGGGCAUCGUGGGCUACGACGGCGAGAGAGAGUGCGGCUGCGACGGGGACGACCGCGGCGCCUUCGUGGACCAUGCCGUGCCUGCGGCUGGCGUGUCCUCGCCGCUGCUUUUGUCCGUCGGUGGCCGCUUGGGCGAGGCCGUCAGCCACAACGACGGUGACGACGACAGCGUAGGCGGCCAGGGACAGGAGCAUGCCGACUGCGAUGCGGCUACUGCCUGCUCCGCCACCGCUGAGUCGGCGCUCAGAAGAGUGAUCGCGGACUACCUCGGCGAGAACGAAGCCGCACUCCUCCGUGGAGACGGAGACGGCGGUCGAGCUGCCGCGAGGCUCGCUGAGCUGGCCCUGCCGACCGAGGACGCCGAGGGCGAAGUGCGGCGAGAUUGGGGUCGUGAGCGAAUGUUCUCUGAGUUUUGCCUCCUGCAUUUGUUGUGCACGUUGUGUAUUUGCAAUGCAGUCGAGCUGGGCGUUCAGUGAGUUAUGCCUCCUGCAUUUGAAUGUGCACGUUGUGUAUUUGCAAUGCAGUCGAGUUUGGGUUGUAAGUUUGCCUCCUGCAGUUGAAUGUGCACGGUGUGUAUUUGCAAUGCAGUCGAGCUGGUGAUUAUGUGAGCUAUGCCUCCUGCAUUUGAAUGUACACGUUGUGUAUUUGCAGUGCAGUCGAGUUUGGGAUGUGAUCAUGUGUAGCUUUUGUUCGCGCAGUGCUUGCAUGAUUGGCUUGGGCGGGUUGGGGGCCUGAGCCUGUGGCUUUGCCGUCCGCCUUCCCUGGCCCGUGCUGAGAGGCGGCCCAAGGUGGCCCCUCUCGGGUGGGCGUGUCUCUGGACUCGGCUUCUUUCGGGAACGCGGGUCCCGUCUGGCCCUGUCUGCGUUUCUGGCCACCACUUGCCUCGAAGGCCCCGUCUUUAACUUUAACUUUAACACGCAGCAGCACGGCAGAGCACGCAGGAGCACGGCAGAACACGCAGGAGCACGGCACUUGCGCAGCGCACACUAAGAAAGUAGGAUAUCGAACAGGACACAAAAGGA